Molecule: messenger RNA, 614 nt
Organism: Entrophospora candida
Lineage: Eukaryota; Fungi; Glomeromycota; Glomeromycetes; Entrophosporales; Entrophosporaceae
Source: the annotation of a GenBank genome assembly
AGGAUCACGAAAUAUUUGAUUUAGUAGACGAUUUAGAAAAUGCAGAAGGGGAAGAUGUAACUUUUUAUUCAUGGCUCGGAGUAGAACCUACAGCUAGCGAGAAAGAAAUUAAUAAAGCGUAUCGUAAAUUAUCUUUAACUUUACACCCGGAUAAAAAUCCUGAUAAAGAUAGCAAAGAAAGAUUUUCUAGAUUAGGUUUAAUAAGUGCAAUUUUGCGUAAUUCAGAGUCAAGAGAACGAUACAAUUUUUUUCUAAAGAAUGGAGUACCAAAAUGGCGUGGUACUGGCUAUUAUUAUAACCGUCAUAGACCGGGACUUGGUGCCGUAGUAAUAUUUUUAUUAAUGCUAUCAUCAUUGUUUCAUUAUGUUAUCACGUGGAUAAACUAUUAUCGGGACAAGCAACGUGUACGAUAUUAUAUACAAGAAUCGAGAGAAAUCGCCUGGGGUAAAAGAAUGAAAAAACAAAACACCAGGAAAAAAAUUUUUGUUAAUGAAAAGAAUUUCAUUGUUGAUUAUGAUAAUGUUUUCUUGUUGACUAAAGAUGGUGAACAAUUUAUUAUGGAUGAGAAUGAAAUCGAGAAACCAAGAAUUUUGAAUAUUUUUAAAUAUCAAUGA